CAGGAUAGUUUGAUCGCUCGCGGCUGCCGUCUCCCUUUCCCCGUCGCUGUGCGCACAGUCGCAGAUUGAUGACGUUUCCAUUAUGGCGCCCAGCUCGAGGAACAGGGAUGGCAGCUCCUUUACGAAGAAAGUUCUUCCCGGCCCGGGUUCCAGAGGCCGGCAGAGGUCACAACAAAAGCAGCGGUGGAAAACGAAUCACCCCAAGAAAGGUUGGGGCAGUGUUAGAGAAGGGCAAGGCUUUGCUUUCCAACAGAAGGAGAAGAUCAAACAUGAGUAUAAGAAAAUAUUGAGAAAAGAAAGGAAAGUACAGCAUUCUAAAGAAAUACAGUUUACUGAGAAUUACCCAGAUCAUUUGCGACACCUGUACCUGGCUGAAGAAGAGCUGCUUAAGAAACAAUCAGAGAAAGCCAAAAAGAAUGAAACUGCCACAAUGGAUCAACCAACUUUACAAACAGAGGAGAAAAAAAAGAAAAAGAGUAAGUCAUCAUAUCAAAAGAUCAAAGAAGAAUUUGAAAAACGGCAGGCGGAAAAAUUAAAACAGAAAGAGGCAGCUGAGAAACGUCAACAAGAAAAGGAAGAGGCGCAGAGAAAAUACAAGGAAGAUAAAUUAGAGAAGUACAGAAUACUUAGCAAAAAAACAAGAAAAGGACAGCCAAACCUAAACCUACAGAUGGAAUACCUGCUUAAAAAAAUACAAGAGAAUCGGGGUACAAAAUAAAAUCACACACUUUUGACCUCAACAGUGGCAUUAUUUUGAUCUCUUGCAUCUCUGAUUUUGUUGGCACCUAAAAAUUUUCCUUUAAUUGGCAUUGUUCCUACUGGAGUUGGUCGAAUCGAAAGAGGGUACAGGUCAAACAAAACAAAACUACAACUGGAAAAAUUACAACAGUUGAAAAUGCUGGAGAAACUGAAAAGGUCAGACCUGCUGAGUUUCUCCAACGCUUUCUGUUUUUGUUUCAGAUUUCCAGCAUCUGCAGCUCUUUUAUUUAACUUGAAAUAUACCUUAUUUAUUUUUAGUUUUGAAAUACAAUUUGUUCUACUCAUCAAAAUAACUUGCUGGACCUAUGAAAUGUACUGGAUAUGUUUUAUGUUUCAAUAUUUUGAAGUAUUUGAUUUAAAUAUUUAUCCUAAGAUCCAGGAUUUUCUGCCACUUUGCUCAAGGACUAUUUUUCCUAUGGAAAGUAUUUAUUUUGUUAUAAGGAGCAACCCAUGGGUGUUGGGCAACUUUACUUUGUUAUUUAAUAUUAAAAGUGUUUGAUAUGCAUUGCAAGUGCCAAUCUUAUACUUGUGAAGUUGAAUGAAGUCUUGAGUUGGAGAAAGUAACACCCUAUCCUGUAUUUAUAAAACAAUGUUGGAAUGGUGUAAAAUCAACUUUAACAAAGCUCGAUACAAAAAAACCUAAAAGUAAGAUAUGGACCCAAACUGAAAAGAACUUUCAGUCGUGCAUUGGUCUGAAUUUUUCAAUCCAUUCAGAUUGCACUUCGAACUGACCUAUAGUGAGUUUUUUUUCUUGAGGAGAAGGACCCCUCAGAACUAAUUAAAACUAUGCAUUUAUUUUACAUAAGAUCCUAAAAACAGCUUUCCAUUCCAUCCAUCUGGACUAUAUUUUAGUUAUUUGAGUUGAAAGGGAAAUGCACCAUGUGAAACCUUAGGAUAUCACUUUGUACUUGUUUUUCUUUAACAUGAAAAGACACCCCCCCACCCCCCACCCCCCAAACCCGACAACUUUUUACGCAGACUCAGAUUUUUAUCCUCUUAAAACCCACAAUACUAUUUUUCUGAAUAAUACAGUGCAAGAGAUGAUGCAAAAUGAAGUUUCAAAUAUUUAAAAUGUGCAAUAGUGUCUAUGCUUAAGCCUGGAGGUUGCACUUAUUAAGAAUUGCAGGCAUUAUUUGAUUUGUAAUAUUUUACCUGUUAAUAUAAAUAAGAUUGUACUGGGAUUCUCAUUUUCUAUGCAGUAACAGUGAAACAUUUUCAGUAAGUUUUUCUUUAUGAUACAAAAUAUCAUACAUUCGGAAAAACCAAAUUCAUUAGAGCCCCUGUCUGAUAUUUUAAUUUCUUAUAUCGAGCAUUUUUAUUCUUUUGAGAGAGAAUACUGGUUACUGCCAGUUUUGUGCUUUGAGUUUGCAUUCACUGAGAAAAGGAUGUAAACUUCCAAAAUUAACUUGUUUGUACAAGAGCUAGUCCAAACGAAUGUAAACUUUCAAAGAUUUAAGCAGAUACUACCCUCAGUUUUCCAGUUGCCAAAUCAAUAGUGUGCGUUGCUGGCAGUUCUCGCAGAGGAGGCUUUAUUUUAAAAAAUAAAGACUUGAGGUAUAUCUUAAAAUGCCUAAAUCAUUGAGUCCUUUAAAUCUUUAGUCUCAAGCAUAAUAUAAACAAAAUUAGUAUUUUGUUUUUAGUUCUGUAGUUUUACUUUAGUUUAUUAUUUUUGUUACGUAUAUUUAGCUUUACCAAAUGAUUAAAGGCAAUUAUGGAUUUAAUAUAGUUUUAUGAAAGUCUAAAGUUUUAACACUUAGUCAGCAAAGAUGUUGGAACCUAUACAAUGAGACAGACUGUAUCCUGUUUCUUAAGCCAAAUGGAAAGCACGGAAUCUUAAAAUUGACUUUAAAAUGAUGACCUAGAUCUUAUGCUCAGGAUUGGAAGCACUAUUUCCACCCUAAUCUAACAAAAAAGGAUGCCCUCCUAUUGGAUUAUCUUCCAGUGGUGGGAAUCUUCAGAAUUGACUCAGGGCCACAGAUCUGAGAGGUAGCAAUGCUGAAGCCAUGCACCCUUUUUAUGCAGUAGCUGCCGGAUUGCUGUAAAUGAAGUUUAGUUGUCCCAAAGUUUUUUUGCAAAGCUAUUGAAGAAGUUAUAGGGUUAGGGUAGGUGCCAGGAGGUUAAGGGGAUGUAAAGACUUGUGGACUCAGGUCAGGGAGAUGAGUUGGUGGAGGUCAGUCAUAGUGAUUGGGGGCCAUUUGUGCAGUUACCUAGGCAUUAAGCUAUGUUUUCUCCCUGUCCACCAUUUUGUGGUUAACUAUUCAUGUAAGUCAGAAUUAUCAAAAUUUUCAAUUCUAACUUAGAGGGUGAGACUUUUUCAGAGAGUACGAGAGAGCAGAGUAAUUGCCCAUCGGAAGCUCAAACUCCCCAGACAACUCCCACUCUAUGUUGAGAUUUCUAAGGGGUCCCUGUAGCUCAACUUCCAGGGUACAUCCCAUCUCCAAUCGUUUGUAGAGUGAACAAUGUGAUAUAAAUCUUUGAAAUUAAAAUAAAAUACAGAAAACUGGAAA
Molecule: messenger RNA, 3266 nt
Organism: Rhincodon typus (whale shark)
Lineage: Eukaryota; Metazoa; Chordata; Chondrichthyes; Orectolobiformes; Rhincodontidae
Gene: ccdc59
Product: coiled-coil domain containing 59
Exons: 4
Coding region: 83-718 (211 amino acids)
Cellular component (GO): nucleus
Source: RefSeq, a predicted model, not a curated record